UGGGAGGGACUGAACGAGAGAGAGAGCGAGAGAGGCGGAAUAAAAGCAGGAGUCAGACUUGAGCGCUCUGAACUUGAGGAGACGCGCAGCACGGACUGAACACCGCUCAUCACCGUGAGCGCUCGGUCUGUAUUUGUAUCGAACGCUGCUGCGGAUGAUGGACUGCUCCCUUUGUGACACACCUUUUUCGCCUUCACGGAUACUAAAGAUUAGAUGAGCCGCUGGUGACGUGAGGAAGAUGAAGAAGAGGAGGCAGAAGUGCGUCUUCGUCUGACUCCCGGACUCGUAACUGCUGCUGCGCCUGUGCCGGAGAUGGAGCCGCGCGCGGCGCGUGAGGGUUCGGUCUCCGGGCUUCCGCUCGAGCUCGAUGACGCGGGCGUCUGACCGGGAGCGGAGGGAUGGAGAGCGGUCCGCUGCAACCGACGCCCGGCACGUACGCGGAGCCGUUGAACGUCUCCACCAACUCCACCGACGCCAGCUUCGCGCCCAGCGCGGACGGGAAGGAGUCCAACGUGGCUCUGCAGGCGGGUCUGGCCGUCACCUUAGCGCUCAUCACCUUCGCCACGACGCUGUCAAACGCCUUCGUCAUCGCCACCAUCUACCAGUCCCGCAAACUGCACACGCCGGCCAACUUUCUGAUCGCGUCGCUGGCGGUGACGGACCUGCUGGUGUCCAUCCUGGUGAUGCCCGUCAGCGCGCUGUACACGGUGAGCCAGACGUGGACGCUGGGGCAGGUGGUGUGUGACGUGUGGCUGUCCUCGGACAUCACGUGCUGCACCGCCUCCAUUCUGCACCUGUGCGUCAUUGCGCUGGACCGCUACUGGGCCAUCACGGACGCCGUGGAGUACUCCAAGAAGCGCACGCCGGCGCGCGCGGCCGGCAUGAUCGCCACCGCGUGGGUGAUCGCCAUCUCCAUCUCGCUGCCGCCCUUCUUCUGGCGCCAGGUGAAGGCGGAGGAGGUGACGAGCUGCAACGUCAACACCGACCACAUUUUCUACACCAUCUACUCCACCUUCGGCGCGUUCUACAUCCCCACGCUGCUGCUGAUCGCGCUCUACGGCAGGAUCUACGUGGAGGCGCGGAAGCGCAUCCUGAAGCAGCACAACAAGCCGGGGAAGAGGCUCACGUCCGCGCACCUCAUCACCGACUCGCCGGGCUCCGUGGCGUCCACCACGUCCCUCAACUACGGCACCAACGACGCGUCCUCCUGCGACACUACCUCGUCCGCGAACGUGAGCCAAGUCAAAGUGACGGUGUCGGACGCGCUGCUGGAGAAGAAGCGCAUCUCGGCCGCCAGGGAGAAGAAGGCCACUAAGACUCUGGGGAUUAUCCUGGGCGCCUACAUCGUGUGCUGGCUGCCCUUUUUCAUCUACACGCUCCUAGUGCCUGUGUGCGCGUCGUGCUUCCACCCGGAGCUCUUCGACAUCUUCACCUGGCUGGGUUACCUCAACUCGCUCAUCAACCCCAUCAUUUACACCAUGUCCAACGAGGACUUCAAGCAGGCCUUCCACAAACUCGUCCGCUUCCGCUGCUGCAGGCCAUGAAGCAGCUCCGUUCUGACUGCUGGAGUUUAAUGAUGCUGCCGGUGUCGGUGGGACUGUGGUCCACGCUGUCGGACCUGGAAGCACAAGCGCUUAGGACUAAUUCAUCAUGGGCCCAUGUGUGUUUCAUUUUCCUGACUCAAUACGCGUAGUUCAGCUCCUCAGACGGGCCUGGACCAGCGCCAGGGAGCGCGUCCUCCUGUGUGUGUGUUCUGGUGGCUGUGCUGUGGUCCGGUGGCGUCUGCGGCAGAGCCCAGUGGAGCCGGUGACUCGUGCCCCGUCUGCCGCCGUCCCGCUCAGACGUUAAGUGUUAAUAUGACAUUAGAUGUUUCAUUUCAUGGCAGACAAAGGAAUACGGAUCUGCAGAUGAUGCAGAUGUGGAGCAGGGCCCACGCUGCUGCUCUACUUCCCUUUGGUGCAUUUGUGUCUUUCACACCUGUUCAAGUUGUGGUAGAUGAUAAAUAUUUUUUAAAUGCUGCAAAUGUCACAGUAUUCUGAUUAUGAUCAUAUUCUUGCUUCCACCAAACUGUCACAUGUUAAAUGUCGUGCUUGAGCUGCUGCUGAUCCUGAAACAUUUCUGGGCUUUUCAAAGCAUGAAAUAAAGAAGUCAGAAUCAGUUUUCCUGCAGCUCGUCAGGGGUAAAGUGACCUGUUGCUGCAGCUCCGGCGACAGAGGCUCUGAUCUGUGGUCAGACGCGUUAAAGCGGACCUGAAGGAGCUGGAGCUGCUGCUCCAAAGCCGUGGUUCUGGUGCUUCCUGUCGCUGAGCGCUCGUGUGGCGUCGCUACCGCUCUCUGUCGGCUUAAACGCAGCGCUGCCCGGGCUUCACGCCCUGUUUGACUGGUGCCGAACGGCCUCAAAGCUCCUCACCGGCCGCUUCACGUCUGCGUUGCUUCCUCCUCACACUCACACAGCCACAGCUAAUGGAUGGAAACGGGCCUCUGACACAGAGCUGUGUGUCUGACAGUCUGCAGGUCAGAGGUCGGGCACGUUCCAUAUCUGGGGUCUGGAGCACUGUCCAAGGACAAACCUGAACCUUCUCAUUGAACUCAAUAAGCCCUCGCUUUGCAUUUAGUGCGGUUUCCAUGACAACAGGGUUCCACCCAUGACAGCAGAGCAGGCUGAGGAGCGGUUCAGGUCCGGUUGUGAGUGGUAGCGACGUCCUCCAGCGCCGGUGAGAGGAACCCACACGGGCCUUCGGUUCCUUCAGGUUCUGCUAAACUACAAGCGUCCGGAACGGGACGCGGCCUCUCGGCCUCGCCGCCUGCACGGCUGCUGCUCGGCGGCCGCUCGCUGAUGAAUCGCCUCUCUGUGCACAGUAUUGAUCUGCUGGUGUGAACCUCAUCUGGUGGCGCUGUCAGUCCGGUGGAACCUCCUUCCAUCGCGGCUCCUUUCUGCUGUACAAGGCUUCUGCAAACGCGGCUCUGCUCCGGAGGAUCCAUCACUGCUGCUUGUGUGAAAAGUCAAAAAUAUCAAUAAAAGGUCUGUGGCAUCACGA
This is a messenger RNA of Betta splendens (Siamese fighting fish), 3037 nucleotides long. RefSeq names its product 5-hydroxytryptamine receptor 1B-like. Gene Ontology annotation, molecular function: G protein-coupled serotonin receptor activity. Gene Ontology annotation, cellular component: plasma membrane. The coding region runs from base 399 to 1544 and encodes 381 amino acids. The record is from RefSeq and is a predicted model, not a curated record. Gene Ontology annotation, biological process: chemical synaptic transmission; bone remodeling; adenylate cyclase-activating adrenergic receptor signaling pathway. NCBI's taxonomy places the organism in Eukaryota, Metazoa, Chordata, Actinopteri, Anabantiformes, Osphronemidae. The transcript has a single exon.